Molecule: messenger RNA, 4391 nt
Organism: Pichia membranifaciens NRRL Y-2026
Lineage: Eukaryota; Fungi; Ascomycota; Pichiomycetes; Pichiales; Pichiaceae
Exons: 3
Coding region: 138-4391 (1417 amino acids)
Biological process (GO): DNA topological change; resolution of meiotic recombination intermediates; sister chromatid segregation
Cellular component (GO): nucleus
Molecular function (GO): ATP binding; DNA binding; DNA topoisomerase type II (double strand cut, ATP-hydrolyzing) activity
Source: RefSeq, a predicted model, not a curated record
CGCUUUUUCGAUUACCGAGUCACCAAGUAUCCCCUUUAAGAAGUUUCAGUACUUUUUAUACCCUAAAGCAGUCAAGUGCAAAUCAUUUUCCUUUUGUUAGAUACCACACGUUUCGUACAGGUUGCUACAUUCGAAAAAUGAGCACUGGUAGCGGCAGCGACGCCUAUUACAGCUCAGACGAAGAGCCGGCUACGAAGAAAGCCAAGCCAAGCAACUCGAGAGCAAAGCCGAAAUCUAAAACCUCAGCUUCUGAUCAGUACCAAAAGCUAUCUCAAUUGGAGCAUAUUUUGAAAAGACCUGAUACGUAUAUCGGGUCCGUCGAAAAGCAUUCAGCAGAGCAAUGGAUUUUUAAUGAUGCUACCAAGUGUAUGGAGAAAAAAGUUGUUUCAAUUGUUCCAGGUUUGUUCAAGAUUUUUGACGAAAUCUUGGUGAAUGCUGCCGAUAACAAGAUAAGAGAUCCGACUAUGAAGAAAAUCGAUGUUGUGAUAAAUGCUGAAGAGAACAUCAUAUCUGUCAAAAAUGACGGUAAAGGUAUUCCCAUCGAGAUUCACGAUAAAGAAAGGAUCUAUAUACCAGAAUUAAUUUUUGGUAAUUUAUUAACUUCCUCGAACUAUGAUGAUGAUCAAAAGAAAGUUACUGGUGGUAGAAAUGGUUAUGGUGCUAAAUUGUGUAAUAUUUUUUCCAAGGAGUUUACUGUGCAUACCGCCGAUAAGUCAAAUGGUAAGGAGUACAAUCAAACUUGGAGAAAUAAUAUGUCUGAAAAGGGAACUCCGAAAAUCACAGCGUACAAAAAACAGUCCGAAUUUACUGAAAUCAUUUUCAAACCUGAUCUGGAAAAGUUUGGUAUGACAGAGCUGGAUGAGAAUAUAUUAGGCGUCUUCAAAAGAAGAGUUUAUGAUGUGAGUGGGUCUGUUAGAGGUAUAAAAGUAACUUUGAAUGGUGAGCUUUUGAAGAUAAACAACUUCAAGCAAUAUGUCGAACUCUACGUCAAAGCAAUCGAGAUGGCAAAAGAAGAAAACCCUCACGUCCCUGUACACAUCAAGACUGAAGGUGAGGAGAACGCAGAAUCAGCUAACGAUUCUGAACAGAAUGGCUCCGAGCCUCCGCCUUCGAUGCCUGAAAAGUUACCAACAAUUGUUCACGAGAUCGUCAAUGAUAGGUGGGAAAUUGCUUUUUGUAUUUCGGACGGUAACUUUAAUCAAGUCUCCUUUGUUAAUUCCAUUGCAACUACCGUUGGCGGUACACAUGUUGACUAUGUUGCCAACAUGCUAGUGGGAAAAAUUACAGAUGAAAUAAAAAAGAAAAAUAAAAAGGCGAUCAUUAAGCCAUUUCAAAUAAAAAGUAAAAUGUUUCUAUUCAUUAAUUGUUUGAUUGAAAAUCCUGCCUUUACCUCCCAAACUAAAGAAUACUUGACAACUCAGCCUUCUAAAUUUGGAGGUAAGAGAUUAGAGCUUCCCGACAAGUUCGUCAAGAAAGUUCUCUCUUGUGGUAUUUUGGAUGAAGUUCUAGACAUUGCACAAGCAAAUGCGGACAAAGCGCUCAAAAAGAACGACGGCUCAAGGAAAAGUAGAAUUACAGGAUAUCCGAAGUUGGAAGAUGCAAAUAAGGCAGGGACCAAAGAUGGAUACAAAUGUACACUAAUUCUAACAGAAGGUGACUCUGCUAAAUCGUUGGCUGUUGCUGGUUUAGCUGUUGUUGGUAGAGACUUUUAUGGAUGCUUUCCUUUAAGAGGUAAACUUUUGAACGUUCGAGAAGCAGGUACCGAUCAAAUCAUGAAAAGUGGUGCUAUCCAAGCCAUCAAACAAAUUAUGGGUUUACAACAUAAGAAACAUUAUGGUCCGGAUGAUAUCAAGGGACUGAGAUAUGGUAGAAUCAUGAUUAUGGCCGAUCAAGAUCACGAUGGUUCCCACAUCAAAGGUCUUAUUAUAAACUUCUUGGAGACCUCAUUUCCGGGAUUAUUGGAAAUACCAAACUUUUUGAUUGAAUUUAUUACUCCGAUUGUCAAAAUUACCAUCAUGAGUGGUCCGAAUCGAAGAAAAACUAUUCCGUUUUACUCCAUGCCAGAAUAUGAACAUUGGAGAGAAACGGAAGGUACUACUUGUUCAUAUAAACAAAAGUACUACAAGGGUUUGGGUACCUCUUCUGCACCAGAAAUGAGAGAGUAUUUUGGCCAAUUAGACAAGCACUUGAAAAAAUUUGACGCUUUGAAAGAGGAAGACGUCUCAUCAAUUGAUCUAGCAUUUUCUAAAAAGAAGGCCGAUGACCGUAAGGAAUGGUUAGGAGCUUUCCAGCCAGGAACUUAUUUGGAUCCAACUUUGACUGAUAUCCCAAUUUCAGAAUUUAUCAACAAAGAACUUAUCUUGUUCUCCAUGGCGGAUAAUGUAAGAUCCAUUCCUUCCGUUAUGGAUGGUUUCAAACCUGUUCAAAGAAAAAUUCUUUAUGCUUGUUAUAAGCGUAACUUGAAGGAUGAAAUCAAAGUUUCUCAAUUGCAAGGUUACAUUUCGGAGCAUACUGGUUACCAUCAUGGUGAAGCGUCAUUAAUGCAAUCCAUUAUUGGCUUGGCACAAGAUUACGUUGGUUCCAACAACUUAAAUCUCUUGAUUCCCCAUGGUGGUUUUGGUUCGAGAGCAGCAGGUGGUAAGGAUGCAGCUGCAGCGAGAUACAUUUUCACUGAGUUAUCCAAAAUCACUAAGAAGAUUUUCAAUCCUUUAGAUAACCCUCUACUCAAAUAUCUGCAAGAUGAUGAACAGACAGUUGAACCCGAAUGGUAUACUCCUGUAUUACCAAUGCUUUUGGUGAAUGGUUGUGAAGGUAUUGGAUCUGGUUGGAGUACAAGUAUUCCACCUUUUAACCCGAUUGAUAUUAUUGAAAACAUUCGCCUGCUAAUGAAAGGUGAAGAAAUGAAAGAAAUGCUACCAUGGUUUAGAGGAUGGGAGGGCACUAUAACUAGAGAGCUCAAUAAAGACAGAUGGAGACUUGAAGGUAAAAUUGAAGAGAUAGACGAUAAUACUUUAGAGAUCACUGAAUUACCCGCCAGAAUGUGGACUAUUACAAUGAAAGAGUUUUUAUUGAAUGGCUUAGCAGGAUCAGAUAAACAGAAGGCAUGGAUCAAAGAUAUGGAGGAAGAUCAUGGGGUUGGUGUUAAGUUUAUAGUGAAAUUGUCAGACGAAGAGAUGGAGAAAUCCAGAAGAACAGGACUCCUAGAACGAUUUAAAUUAAUUUCAACUAUAAGUAGCUCCAAUAUGGUUGCUUUUGAUCCAAAUUGCAAAAUUAAGAGAUAUUCAAAUGUGAAUGAAAUAAUACAAGAUUACUAUUACAUUCGUUUGGACUUUUAUCAGAAAAGAAAAAAUUAUAUGGUGAAAGAGUACUCAAAUCAAUUAGAAAAGAUUAGUUCGCAGGCCAAGUUUGUGAAAUUGAUCAUUGAAGGUGAUUUGAUUGUUGGUAAUAAACAGAAAAAGGUUUUAGUUGAAGAGUUGAAAGGACUAGAUUUUCCUGGUUUUGACAAAAACAAUGAACCUGUCAAUUUGAAACAUUCUUCCUCUGUUAAGGUUGAGGAGAAGGACGGGACAGUAGAUGCAACAGGGACUGAGAGUACUGGGUUAGUAGUUGUUCAUAAGAGGAACCUUUCGCUUUUGUACGAUUAUUUGCUUGGUAUGCCUAUUUGGUCUUUGACGAGAGAAAGAUAUGAAGCUUUGCUAAGAUUACAAGGGGAAAAAGAAGAGUUACUCAACACAUUGUUACAGAAAUCACCUAAGGAUUUGUGGAACGAAGAUAUUGAGGAGUUCUUGCUUGAGUGGGAAAAGUUUUUGAAAAAGGAUGAAGAAAAUAGAUCUAAUCUUGUUUCUAAUGGUGGUGAAAAGAACGGAACAAAGAGAAAGCGCAAAGCACCAGAAGAUAGUGUUGAACCGAAAGCAAAAAAGCCACGUGCUAACGGUAAGGCCACGAUGACCAAAGUCAAGAAAGAGGAAAUUGCAGAUGCCCCAAAGGAAGAGACAAAAGAUUUGAAUGACUUUGAUUCUAUAUUCAAGGAAUUUACUGCUAGUUCUUCGGCAUUCAAGGAUGGCGAUGAUGGCAUAAAGGAAACCACAGUACCACCAACAGCACCAUCGACAACAUCUGCAAAAUCGUCUAGCAAGAAAACGACAGCAAAAAAAGCUACGAACGGCAGAAAGAAGACGUCACUUGUGAGUGAUGAUGAUGAGGAAGGCUAUUCUCAAAGUGUUGAUUUGACCAGUGGUGGAGAAGAUGAAGAUGAUUCUGUCAGUGGACCAGCAAGAAGGUCGACAAGAGCAAGAAGGUCAAAAACUCCGAUCCAGAGUUAUACGUUGGACAGCGAGGAAGAAGCCGUUAGCGUAAAUGAAUCUGAUGAUAAUUAUUCUGAGUUUGAAUAA